This is a messenger RNA of Sus scrofa (pig), 4213 nucleotides long. It is a transcript of the gene COL20A1, whose product is annotated as collagen type XX alpha 1 chain. Lineage: Eukaryota; Metazoa; Chordata; Mammalia; Artiodactyla; Suidae. Gene Ontology annotation, molecular function: protein binding. The record is from RefSeq and is a predicted model, not a curated record.
GGAUGCUCCCAGGGCUGUGAUCCGAGAGUGACCUUGACUUUCAAGAAAAGGCCCGGCACCAUGAGCGUCUGCGCGCGCCGCCACCUCAGGGUCGGCCUCUGUCUGUGGCUGGGUGUCACCCUGGGACUCGGCCAGGGACAAGCGAGCGGCCGCCUGAGGCUGGCGGUGCUGCCUGAGGACCGGCUACAGAUGAAGUGGAGGGAGUCAGAGGGGAGCAGCCUCGGCUACCUGGUGCAGGUGAAGCCCAUGGCAGGGGACCCGGAGCAGGAGGUCAUGCUGACUACCAAGACCCCCAAGGCCACCGUGGGGGGCCUGAGCCCCUCCAAGGAGUACGCAGUGCAGAUCUUCCAGCUCACGGGCUCAGGGAGCGUCCUGCUGGCUCGAAGGGAGUUUGUGAUCGAGGAUUUGAAGAGUAACUCCGUGAGCAGCAGCGGCUGGAGGCCCCUGGGGGCAGCCCUGGAGCCCACCCCCUCGCACUUGGCGGACCCAGACCUUGAGCCCCGAGUGGCCUUGGCCUCAAGCCAAGACCCACCCGCACUUGAAGGGCCUGGCAAGGAGCUGCACCCAGCCAGCGGCCCCAGGGGGGCGGCCCCUGCUCAGCCCACCUCAGACCUGAGGGAGCAGAACCACACCCGGGCCUUGGCUGGAGGGAGAAGGAAGCCAGCCGGCCCCCAGUUCCGCUGCACGCCCCCCACGCCUGUGGACAUGGUUUUCCUGGUGGACGGGUCCUGGAGUAUCGGCCACAGUCACUUCCAGCAGGUCAAAGAUUUCCUGGCCAGCGUCAUUGAGCCCUUUGAAAUCGGGCCAGACAGAGUCCAAGUAGGCCUGACUCAGUACAGCGGAGCCCCCCAGACCGAGUGGGACCUGAACGCCUUGGACACCAAGGAGAAGGUGCUGGCAGCCGUGCGCAGCCUCCGCUACCGCGGGGGAAACACGUUCACAGGCCUGGCCCUGACCCAUGUGCUGGAGCGGAACCUGAAGCCCGAGGCGGGGCUGCGUCCAGAGGCGGCCAAGCUGGUGACCCUGGUGACAGACGGAAAGUCCCAGGAUGAUGCCCGCACGGCCGGCCAAGCGCUCAAGAGUCUGGGCGUCCAUGUCUUUGCUGUGGGCGUGAAGAACGCCGACGAGGCGGAGCUGAGGCUCCUGGCGUCCCAGCCGCUGGACCUCACGGUGCACAGCGUGCAGGACUUCCCCCAGCUCGGCGCGCUGGCCGGCCUGCUCAGCCGCCUCAUCUGCCAGAAGGUCCAGGGCAGGAGCCCGCGAGGGGACCCAGUUACACCAGCAGCGGCUGCCCCGGCCCUGGACCCCCUUUCCGCCGUCACCAACCUGGUCGUGACCCGGGUGACCUCCUCCAGCAUCCACCUCUCCUGGACCCCAGCCCCGCAGACACCCCUCAAGUACCUGAUCGUGUGGCAGCCUUCCAAGGGCGGCGUCCCCAGGGAGGUGGUGGUGGAGGGACGCGCCUCGUCCGCGGAGCUGCACAACCUGAGCCCCCGCACGGAGUACCUGGUCUCCGUGGUCCCCGUCUACCAGGCCGGGGUCGGCGAGGGCCUGCAGGGCCUGGCGACCACAGCACCGCUGCCCCCACCUCAGGCACUGACCCUGGCCACAGUGACGCCCAGAAGCCUCCGCCUCACCUGGCAGCCCUCGGCAGGGGCCACCGAGUACCUGGUGCGGUGCUCACCUGCCUCCUCCAAGGGCGAGGAGGGCCGAGAGGUGCGGGUGGGGCGGCCAGAGGUGCUGCUGGACGGCCUGGCCCCGGGCAGGGACUACGACAUCUGGGUGCAGAGCGUGCGAGGUGCAGAGAGCAGCGAGGCCCAGGGCAUCCGCGCCAAGACCUCCGCCCUGGGACCCCCGAGACACCUGAACUUCUCGGACGUGAGCCAUGAUUCGGCCCGCGUGUCCUGGGAGGGCAGCCCGAGGCCCAUACGUCUGGUCAGGGUCAGCUACGUCUCCAGCAAGGGUGGCCACUCCGGACAGACAGAGGUUCCCGGGAACGCCACCUCGGCCACUCUGGGCCCCCUGUCCUCCUCCACCACGUACACAGUCCGUGUCACCUGCCUGUACCCCGGGGGCAGCUCCUCCACACUGACCGGCCGCCUGACCACACGGAAAGUCCCCAGCCCGAGCCAGCUGUCAGUGACAGAGCUGCCCGGGGACGAGGUCCGGCUGGCGUGGGCGGCCGCAGCGGCGUCGGGGGUGCUUCUCUACCAGAUCACGUGGACGCCCCUGGGAGACGGGAAGGCCCAUGAGGUCUCUGUCCCAGGGAACUUGGGCGCGGCCGUGCUGCGCGGCCUGGGGAGGCUCUCGGAGUACGACAUCACCGUGCUGGCCUACUACAGGGACGGGGCCCGCAGCGACCCCGUGUCCCUCCGCUACACCCCCCUCAGCCAGAGCCCGCCAUCCAACCUGGCCUUGGCCUCUGAGUCACCCACCAGCCUGCGGGUCAGCUGGACGCCCCCGAGCGGCCCUGUCCUCCACUACCGGCUCACCUACGCGCUGGCCUCAGGCUUGGGGCCCGAGAAAUCGAUCUCCGUUCCAGGACCCAGGAGCCACGUGACGCUGCCUGACCUGCUGGCAGCCACCAAGUACAGGGUCCUGGUCUCAGCCGUCUACAGAGCAGGGGAGAGCAUGGCCGUGUCUGCCACGGGCCGGACGGCAGCCUGCCCGGCCCUCCGCCCCAACAGCUCCCUCCCAGGCUUUGACCUGAUGGCGGCCUUCGGCCUGGUGGAGAAGGAGUACUCCGCCCUCCGCGGCGUGUCCAUGGAGCCCUCGGCCUUCGGCCCCGCCAAGACCUUCACGCUCUUCAAGGAGGCUCAGCUGACGCGCCGGGCCAGUGACAUCCACUUGGCCGCCCUCCCGCCGGAGCACACCAUCGCCUUCCUCCUGCGCCUGCUCCCCGAGACGCCCCGCGAGGCCUUCGCUCUGUGGCAGGUGGCAGCCCAGGACUUCCAGCCCGUCCUGGGGGUCCUGCUGGACGCUGGCAGAAAGUCGCUGACCUACUUCAACCGGGACCCCAGGGCCACCUUGCAAGAGGUCACCUUCGAGCUGCCCGAAGUGAGAAGGAUAUUCUUCGGGAGCUUCCACAAGGUGCACGUGGCCGUGGGCCACUCCAAGGUCAGGCUCUACGUGGACUGCCGGAAGGUGGCCGAGAGGCCCGCCGGGGAGGCUGGCGACCUGCCCGCCGAGGGCUUUGUCACGCUGGGGAGGCUGGCUAAGGCCCGGGGCCCCCGGAGCAGCUCAGCCUCGUUCCAGCUCCAGAUGCUACAGAUUGUCUGCAGUGACUCCUGGGCAGAGGAGGAUGGGUGCUGCGAGCUGCCGGCAUCGAAGGAGGGAGGCGCCUGCCCUGCCUUCCCACCCGCCUGUGCCUGUUCCUUGCAGACCCCCGGGCCCCCGGGCCCCCAGGGGCCUCCGGGUCCUCCUGGGAGGAACGGAGCCCCAGGAGAGCAGGGCUUCCCAGGGCCCAGGGGGGAGCCCGGGCCACCUGGACAGAUGGGACCCGAGGGUCCUGGAGGUCAGCAGGGGUCACCAGGCACCCAGGGCCGAGCCAUCCAGGGACCUGUGGGUCCACCAGGGGUCAAAGGAGAGAAGGGGGACCAUGGACUCCCCGGCUUGCAGGGUCACCCCGGCCUCCAGGGCACCCCCGGGAAGGCGGGCAUCCAGGGACCAAAGGGAAUGAGAGGCCUGGAGGGGACUGCUGGCCUGCCUGGACCCCCUGGCCCUCGGGGCUUCCCGGGCACGGCGGGGGCCAGGGGCAGCGGCGGGGAGCGAGGACUCCCAGGGGCCGUGGGGCCCACGGGGCUGCCAGGGCCCAAAGGGGAGCGAGGAGAGAAGGGUGAGCCACCGUCCCUGGCCACCAUCUACCAGCUCGUGGGCCAGGCCUGUGAAUCUGCCAUCCAGGCGCACGUGCUGAAGCUCCACUCCUGCUCCCACGAGGGCACCAGGCCGCCCAUGCCCAUCCUGGAGGCGCCCAGGGCCCUCGGCAUGCGCAGCGAGGCCCGGCUCCCUGGAGGAGGGGGGCACGGUGGCCCCCGCCCCGAGGACAGAGGACGGUCCCCCUGCUGCCCCGAGUGAGCCAGACCUUCCCCCCAGAUCCCGGACACGGGGUGCAGCUGGAGCAGCCUGGACGUGGAGGGACAGGGGAUGGAGGCCGAGCCUUGAAACCUCUUCUCUGCCCGUUUCCUGUGCAGAUAAACAAGCACUUGUCAAGGAA